Ricinus communis (castor bean) is the source of this 1766-nucleotide messenger RNA. Its product is annotated as probable prolyl 4-hydroxylase 9. Gene Ontology annotation, cellular component: endoplasmic reticulum. The transcript is spliced from 8 exons. Gene Ontology annotation, molecular function: L-ascorbic acid binding; iron ion binding; procollagen-proline 4-dioxygenase activity. The coding region runs from base 525 to 1397 and encodes 290 amino acids. NCBI's taxonomy places the organism in Eukaryota, Viridiplantae, Streptophyta, Magnoliopsida, Malpighiales, Euphorbiaceae. Gene Ontology annotation, biological process: peptidyl-proline hydroxylation to 4-hydroxy-L-proline. The record is from RefSeq and is a predicted model, not a curated record.
CCAAUAAUCCUGUGGGCUUUUAUCUUUUUUUUUUUUUUUUUUUCCUAACAAAGGAAAGUGGGUAGGUCAUAGGUGUUUCGGAAAAGGAAGAAUCUUAAUUACUGUAAAUUUUUCCUUGCCAAAUUCAUGCCAGCUAAUGUAUAUAUAUAUAUAUAUAUAUCUGUCUCUACUCUGUACGCUUUAGCCUAGAGAGGAUAUUCUUUGUCUGAUAUAAUAAUUACAAAAUCCACAGGAACAUCUCAAAUUAGUAAAUACCCCGUUACUCCUUACUAAAUUCCCGCCCGUCGGUCUCUUUGCAAUUCCAUUUCUCCUGUUUUUGUACUGACUCGAUCAAAAGAAGAAAAAAAAUAAAGUCUGACAAUUCCAUUUUCACCAGCGACCAGAGAAAAAGGAAGAAAAUCAAAUCAAAAUUAAAGGAACCGAAAGGAAAUCCAGGAAGAAUAGAAGAGAAAAACAUUUGUUAUAUUACACAAACACAGACAGAGUGCAAUCACAAAAUAUUUCAUUCUAAGGAAGAGAAAUCAAUGAAAGCGAAAGGGAGUAAAGGAAAAUGGAGCAUCAAGUCAAAGAUAGGGUUACCUGUUGUCUUCCUCUCUUGCUUGUUCUUCUUUCUAGCCGGUCUUUUUGCUUCUAAUCUCAUUUCUCAGAACGUAAAUGGCGAUAAAAACAGAAGGCAGCUUCAAUGGGUGAAAGAGGAAAUAAUCGAGUAUGAUUUAUUGCCUUCUGGAGAUACUGGAGAUGAUUAUCUUACUGUCAUUCCGUUUCAGGUAUUGAGCUGGAAACCUCGCGCUUUAUAUUUUCCUAAUUUUGCCACAGCAGAGCAGUGUCAAAGUGUAAUCAACAUGGCUAAGCCAAAUCUUACGCCCUCCACGUUAGCUUUAAGGAAAGGCGAAACUGAAGAGAACACUAAAGGAAUCAGAACGAGCUCUGGCAUGUUUCUCAGUGCUUCUGAAGACAAAACUGGUGUUUUAGAUGCUAUAGAAGAGAAAAUUGCAAGGGCUACAAUGCUUCCUAGGGCUAAUGGAGAGGCAUUCAAUAUCUUGCGUUAUGAGAUCGGGCAGAAGUAUAAUUCUCAUUAUGAUGCAUUCAAUCCUGCUGAGUAUGGUCCACAGAAGAGCCAAAGGGUUGCUUCUUUCUUGUUAUAUUUAUCUGAUGUAGAAGAAGGUGGGGAGACCAUGUUUCCGUUUGAGAAUGACUUGGACGUUGAUGAAAGUUAUGAUUUUGAAAAGUGUAUCGGUUUGCAAGUGAGACCGCGCCGAGGGGAUGGACUUUUAUUCUAUUCACUUUUCCCAAAUAAUACAAUUGAUCCAACAUCACUACAUGGAAGCUGUCCAGUAAUCAAAGGGGAGAAAUGGGUGGCUACAAAGUGGAUCAGAGAUCAAGAACAAGAUGACUAGAAUACCUGUACAUGCCAUCAGUUUAAUGUUUGUGAAGUGUUCUUUUCUACUGGAACUCGAGGAAAAAAAGAAAAGAGAUAAUUGAAGCAGCUGAGUAAAAUUUUUGUUAUCAUACUGAUAUGGAUCCAGUGCAAGACGAGAAAAUUAUUCAAUUAUAGCGGUGAUUAGCUUUUUCUUGGAAAAAUGAAAGGUCUUGAUGUUGUUGCAUACAAGUCCUCUGCAAGUCGGAAUUGUUGAGCAGGUUGGUAAACUAACUGCUUUUGCAUCACAAGAGUUGGCUAAAAAUUAUCAUACAUUACUGUUACAUCUGUGCAACUUGCCGGACUGUGAACUUGAUAGCUCUCAGAUAAACUGUUUUAUGUUCCUGUA